Messenger RNA from Ornithorhynchus anatinus (platypus), 1206 nucleotides. RefSeq names its product guanylate kinase 1 (gene GUK1). Gene Ontology annotation, molecular function: GMP kinase activity. Gene Ontology annotation, cellular component: cytosol. NCBI's taxonomy places the organism in Eukaryota, Metazoa, Chordata, Mammalia, Monotremata, Ornithorhynchidae. The transcript is spliced from 8 exons. Gene Ontology annotation, biological process: purine nucleotide metabolic process. The record is from RefSeq and is a predicted model, not a curated record. Bases 105 to 701 code for a protein of 198 amino acids.
CCCGGCGGGGCAGCGUAUAAAGCCGCCACCUCCUCCCAGAGCCUCCCGUCCUCUGGCCCGGCCUGGGCACCCCAGACCUCGGCCGGAGGGGCGGGGGUCCGGCCAUGGCGGCCAGGCCCCGACCCGUGGUCCUGAGCGGCCCCUCGGGCGCGGGGAAGAGCACGCUGCUCCGCAAGCUCUUCCAAGAAUACGGCAACGUCUUCGGCUUCAGCGUCUCCCACACCACAAGGAGCCCCAGGCCCGGAGAGGAGAACGGCAAAGAUUACCACUUCGUGAGCCGCGAAGCCAUGCUGCGAGACAUUGAGGCCAACGAGUUCAUCGAGCACGCGGAGUUCUCCGGGAACAUGUACGGCACGAGCAAAGCGGCGGUGCAGGCGGUGCAGGCCGCGAAUCGCAUCUGCGUCCUGGAUGUCGACCUGCAGGGCGUGCGCAGCAUCAAGAAGACCGACCUGCGGCCCAUCUACAUCUCCAUCCAGGCCCCCUCCCUGGACGUCCUGGAAAAGCGGCUGAGGGACAGGAAGACGGAAACGGAGGAGAGCUUACAGAAGAGGCUGGCCGCCGCUCGGGCCGACAUGGAGAGCAGCAAGGAGCCCAAUCUCUUCGAUCUGAUAAUCAUCAACGACGACGUGGAGGAAGCUUACUGUUCCCUCAGAGGGGUCCUGGCUGAGGAGAUCCAGAAGGCCCAGCGCGCCGCCUCCUGAGCGGGGACCCCCGCGUCCCGGCUUCCCAGCCCCUCAUUCCAAGAGUCACGUUCCCCCGAACGCUGCCCACUCCCUCCUUGGCGUAGCCCAGGGCCCCCCGGGGGCUCGGCGGACCGCGGCUUCGGGCCCCCGGCCGCCCGCGCCCACGGACCUGACCGCUCCUGGCCUGGGGUGGGGUCCGGACGGACGGGGGGGGCCGGGGGGGACUAGCUUGGCCCGAGGCCCCGGGGUGGCCGCCCGGGCCGGGGCACGGACAGGUUAGAACCAGGUAACGGCAGGGAGAGCCCCGGACCGUCCGCGCCGGCCCCGGAGUCCACGGUCCUCGCCCCCGGGACCCCCCGGCCCGGUCCCUCUCAGCCCCCCGGGGGUCGGGGAGGGGCCGGGCUGUGCCCGUUGGCCACCGGGGUGGGCCCGGAGGGGCAGUGGCGGUGUCGGGAAUAGAGCCGGCACCGGAGCCCGGGCCCGGCGGGUCACGGUAAUAAAGAACCCAUUGGUUGCAGCAGAA